AUGCAAACCUUGUGCGGGCGUGCCGGUCUGGCCCUUGGGAGCUCGGACUCACCCCUGAGGCCCGUGACAGUUUUCCACUCCUUCGGAGAUGCGGACUACGCCGCCACGGCGACUUCCAAGAAUGACGCAGUAUUCAAGAGCGGUGACCCAGAGUGUGCCCUGGCCGAGAUCAGCGACCCAGAGGUGACUCGGCCGCCGGCGUUUAGCGACCCGUACGAAGCCCGGGGAUAUCUAAAGCAUCGCCUGGCCAUCGCCUGCCGCAUCUUUGCCCAGUUCGGGUUUGCCGAGGGUAUCGCGGGUCACAUCACCCUGCGAGACCCUGUUGACCCGACCAGCUUCUGGGUGAACCCCUUUGGGCUGCACUUCUCCCAGAUCCGGGACGAGGACCUGAUACUGGUGAGCGAGUCGGGAUGCGUUAUUGAUGGCGGACGGAAUCGGAGGCUGAACCAUGGCAUGAAGACCACAAAAGGAAGCCCGCUGACGACGUCCAACAAAGCCGCCUACGCGAUCCAUGCUGAGCUGCACCGCGCCCGGCCCGAUGUCAACUGCGCCGCGCACGCGCACACGAUGCACGGCCGGGCCAUCUGCAGCCGGGCUCGCCCGGGGCUGCGCAUGCUGACGCAGGACUUUUGCGUCUUCUGGCGCGACCUGGCGCUGCACCCGUCCUUCGCGGGCGUGGUGCUGGCGGCCGACGAGGGACGCGCCAUCGCGUCGGCCCUGGGCGGCCGCAAGGCCGCGCUGCUGGCCAGCCACGGGCUCCUGGUCGCGGGCGCCAGCGUCGAGGCGACCGUCGCGUGGUUCGUGCUGCUCGAGCGCUGCUGCCAGGUCCAGCUGCUGGCCGAGGCCGCGGCCGCGGGUCAGGGCGGCGGCGCCGACGCGGCCGUUGUCGAGAUCGGGGACGAGGAGGCCAGGGCCACUUGGGAGGUUAUGGGGUCGCCCGAGCAUGGGUAUCUGAUGGGCUUGCCGCUGUUCCAGGUUGCGGAGCGAGAGUUUGGAGAGGAGACGUAUCUGGGACGAGGUCUUGAGAAGCGUUGAUUGUGCCAGGUAGGAUUUCCGAGGAACGGUUGGAGGAUUGGACAACAUAGGGAUAAAUCUCAA
Messenger RNA from Gaeumannomyces tritici R3-111a-1, 1098 nucleotides. Its product is annotated as class II aldolase/adducin domain-containing protein. Gene Ontology annotation, molecular function: actin filament binding. The coding region runs from base 1 to 1035 and encodes 344 amino acids. The transcript is spliced from 4 exons. The record is from RefSeq and is a predicted model, not a curated record. NCBI's taxonomy places the organism in Eukaryota, Fungi, Ascomycota, Sordariomycetes, Magnaporthales, Magnaporthaceae. Gene Ontology annotation, cellular component: cytoskeleton.